Molecule: messenger RNA, 414 nt
Organism: Physella acuta
Lineage: Eukaryota; Metazoa; Mollusca; Gastropoda; Physidae
Product: transmembrane protein 272-like
Source: RefSeq, a predicted model, not a curated record
AUGGGCGUACAGUACCUAGAAGACUGCCCAGACGAGCACCGUAUCCCCAUCUUCCUGUUCGCUGGUGGGACCGUCGCCACCCUCAAGACGAUACACGUACUCUACUUCAACUACAAGGUCGCCAAACACGCCUCUGAUAUCUUGAUGUCUCGAAGGGCAGACGACAUGAUCGACCUCGUGCUGAACGUGUUCCUGUUGGUCUGGCACUUAAUGGGAUCCUACUGGACCCUGGUCCAGUGGUGGCCCCCCGAGAAUGAGCCGCUGUACGACGACCCCAACGAAUGGUGUGACCCCACGUGUUACACAUGCGCCGUCAUUCACGUGGUCGUCGGCUGCUCGCUCAUCGUCUGCAAGGCGCUCAUACACCUGGGGCUAGCCUUCUGCUACAAUUGUACAGGGGUGUUUGAAUCGUGA